Molecule: messenger RNA, 606 nt
Organism: Paramuricea clavata
Lineage: Eukaryota; Metazoa; Cnidaria; Anthozoa; Malacalcyonacea; Plexauridae
Source: the annotation of a GenBank genome assembly
AUGACAGAUACAAGCGGUGAACAGCAAGCCGUUGCUCAAGCUACAACGUUAAAUUUUACAUCUACUUUCCCGGUACCUUCCCCGAUGGUUUGCCAGGGAGAUAAAGUAGCCAACUGGGAGUCUUUCAAACAGCAGUGGGAAGAUUACGAAGUCGCCACUGGCCUAGAAAAGCGAGAUGCGAAAAUUCGACUAGCCACGCUACGAUCAGUAAUGGGCAAAGAAUGUAUGCAGAUAUUUAUGAAUUUAAAACUAACAGUUGAGGAGAGAAAAGAUAUCGAGAUAUGCAUCGGAGCACUUGAAGCACACUUCAAACCGAAACGAAACGUGGUAUACGAGCGAUAUGAGUUCAACUUAUGUUCUCAGAAUGCAGAAGAGUCCGUAGAUGACUAUGUUAAUCGCCUCAGAAAACUCGCCUCGUCGUGUCAGUUCGGGACACUGACAGAUGAAUUAAUUAGAGACAGACUCGUGCUGGGAAUUACGGACAGAUCGACAAAAUUACGACUUCUCAAAGAAGAUGGUCUCAACCUAAACAAGGCCGUGAACAUGUGCCGCUCAAGCGAAAUUGCGAACAUACAAUUGAAGUCAAUGUCAAGACCACAAACUUGA